Hemibagrus wyckioides is the source of this 2680-nucleotide messenger RNA. It is a transcript of the gene capn3b, whose product is annotated as calpain 3b. The coding region runs from base 127 to 2352 and encodes 741 amino acids. Gene Ontology annotation, cellular component: cytoplasm. Gene Ontology annotation, biological process: proteolysis; negative regulation of apoptotic process. The transcript is spliced from 21 exons. Lineage: Eukaryota; Metazoa; Chordata; Actinopteri; Siluriformes; Bagridae. Gene Ontology annotation, molecular function: calcium-dependent cysteine-type endopeptidase activity; calcium ion binding. The record is from RefSeq and is a predicted model, not a curated record.
GCACAGGGGUGUGACUCCUGGAAUAUCAAGGCACUGAACGUGCAAAAGGGCGAGAAGAAGAAAUCAGCUGAGGAACUUCAGCCACCUGAAUAUCUGAGUUUAGUUUCUACUCCACCAGCACCAGUCAUGAAGAAGAGCCUGAGUAGCAAAACCUCUGAAAAGGAGAAAUAUGAAGCUCAAGAGAGGGUGUCAGAAGCCAGAGCUCCUACUACAGAAGCGGCUCCUGAGACUCCUGGGGCUGCGUUUCAGACGCCGGGGAAUCUUUACUCUGCCAUUCUGAGCCGCAACGAAGCUGUGAAAGAUGCCACGAGACUGAAAGACUUCCUGGAGCUCCGGGACAAAUACAUGCGCAAGAAGGUGUUGUUUAAAGAUCCACUGUUUCCUGCAGACGACUCGUCUCUUUACUACAGUCAGAAGUUCCCUCUCAAUCUGGUGUGGAAGCGUCCCUCGGAAAUUUGUGACAAUCCACAGUUCAUUGUUGGAGGAGCAAACAGGAUGGAUAUUUGCCAGGGAGACCUGGGAGAUUGCUGGUUCCUGGCUGCCAUUGCCUGUCUGACUCUGAAUGAAACCCUUCGGUACCGAGUCGUUCCACCAGACCAGAGCUUCACUAAGAACUAUGCUGGCAUUUUCCAUUUCCAGUUCUGGCGCUACGGUGAGUGGGUGGACGUCCUUGUGGAUGAUCGACUUCCCACAUACAAAAACCGUUUGGUGUUUACUCGGUCUGGGAAUAAGAAUGAGUUCUGGAGCGCGCUUCUGGAGAAAGCUUAUGCCAAGCUGCAUGGCUCCUAUGAGGCUCUGAAAGGUGGAAAUACUUUGGAGGCCAUGGAAGAUUUCACUGGAGGAGUAACAGAAUACUAUGAGAUUACAGACGCACCCAAAGAAAUAUACAGCAUCAUGAGAAAGGCCUUGGAAAGAGGUUCACUUAUGGGUUGUUCUAUAGAUGCUUUGGUACCAACUGCUAGUGAGACCAAAACAUCUACAGGUCUAAUGAGAGGCCAUGCUUACUCAGUUACUGGUGUUGAGCAGGGUAAACAGCAGGACGGCAUGGACACCCGUAUCCGCUUGGUCCGUGUCCGUGACCCGUGGGGAGUCGCUCCUCCACCAUCUUGCAAGUGUAACGACUGGACAAAGCUUGCAACUACUGAAGAAGAAAAACAGAAACUUCAGCCUGUUGGGGCUGGAGAGUUUUGGAUGUAUUUUGAAGAGUUCCAGAAAACCUUCACCAAGCUUGAGAUCUGUAAUCUGACCCCUGACACGCUGCAGGAUGACAAUCUGCUCAAAUGGACUGUAUCAGUGAAUGAGGGCCGCUGGGUGAGAGGCUGCUCCGCGGGCGGCUGCAGGAAUUACCCAGACACCUUUUGGACAAACCCUCAGUACCGGCUGCGUCUCACCGAGGUGGACGACGACGAGCCGGAGGACGGGGAAAAGGGCUGCACCGUGGUGGUGGCGCUCAUGCAGAAGGGCAGGAGGAGAGAAAGUCACGCAGGAGCCACGCUCCACGCCAUCGGCUUCGCCAUCUACAAGGUUCCGAAGGAGAUGCACGGCAACAAGCAGCACCUUCCCAAAGACUUCUUCCUGUACAACGCUUCCAUCGCUCGCUGCAAAUCCUACAUCAACCUGCGGGAGGUGACGGAGCGUUUCCACCUGCGCCCCGGGGAGUACGCCAUCGUCCCGUCCACCUUCGAACCUCACAACGAGUCCGACUUCCUCCUCAGGGUUUUCUCCGAGAAGAAGAGCACAUCGGAGUUGCUGGGUGCAGUGAUCGAGGCUGAGCCGUAUUUGUUGGAAAGUGAGAAGAAGAAAAUCAAGCUCACUGAGGACGAAGAGACUGAGGAGGAGAAACAGUUCCGAGCCAUUUUUCAGCAGAUUUCUGGAGAUGAUCUGCAGAUCAAUGCCAAAGAGCUGACCAGCGUCCUGAACAAUGCAGUGAGCCAAUACAAAGUGCUGAAAGCCAAAGGAUUCAGUCUGGAUAGCUGCAGAAGCAUGAUAGCACUCAUGGAUACUGACGGAACAGGAAGAUUAAACCUGCAAGAGUUCAAGCACUUGUGGAACAAGAUCAAGCAGUGGAAGGAAAUCUUUACUCGCUACGACACGGACAAAAACGGCACCAUCAGCAGCUUUGAGAUGAGAAAUGCUGUUGCCGAUGCAGGUUUUCAGCUCAACCCUCAACUCCACGAAAUCAUCGCUAUGCGUUAUGCCAGUGAGCACCUGUACUUGGAUUUCGACAGCUAUAUCUGCUGUUUAGUGCGACUCGAAGGGAUGUUCAGAGCUUUCAAAGCUUUCGACAAGGACGGAGAUGGUCUCAUCAAGCUCAAUGUCCUCGAGUGGCUUCAGCUGACCAUGUACGCCUAGGGAUGGUCACACAGUAAUCUUUCCAUCUCCUAGACCAGUCCAAAGACUGCAGAGCAAGUGCUGAUGACUCUACUAGACUUUUAUCACAGAUUACCAGACAAACAAGACUUUUUUGUUAUUUUUAAGAAGACCGUGAUCCAUUUGUUUACUCCAGGGACAGUGCUGCUUCAUUAUAUAGCACACUUUGUGAAGUUAAUUAUUCCCUUUUUAUUGUCUCUAAUCUGUUUCUAUGAUGGCUCAUGGGGGAAAACAACACAAUUCCAAUGAUCUCAUUUAUGAAACUGAUUCGAAUAAAGGAUUUGAUCUGGAGUUUUAUUUCAGUUUGAGU